This is a messenger RNA of Anoplopoma fimbria (sablefish), 5044 nucleotides long. It is a transcript of the gene sec24d, whose product is annotated as SEC24 homolog D, COPII coat complex component. The record is from RefSeq and is a predicted model, not a curated record. Gene Ontology annotation, molecular function: SNARE binding; zinc ion binding. Gene Ontology annotation, biological process: COPII-coated vesicle cargo loading; intracellular protein transport; endoplasmic reticulum to Golgi vesicle-mediated transport. The transcript is spliced from 24 exons. Bases 294 to 3419 code for a protein of 1041 amino acids. Gene Ontology annotation, cellular component: endoplasmic reticulum exit site; COPII vesicle coat. Lineage: Eukaryota; Metazoa; Chordata; Actinopteri; Perciformes; Anoplopomatidae.
UCCAACGCAGCUACCGGUGCUUUGGUGGAGUUUGACGUGGCACUCUGCUUUCAGGGCAAUACACAGUGAAGAGGACUCUGCCCAAUCUUCAGAGAUAAGACAUACGGUUACACAGAGAGGACAACAUGCGGGUAGGAUAAUCUGGAAGAGAAGAGAAAGCAGGCAGGGAUGCUCCAGUCUUCAGCCAUCAUAGCGGUCUUUGACGUGGCAUUCCUCUGAAGUGGCAGACACGGUUAACUAGGUUGUCAAAACUCAUUCAUCCUGGCAUGAGAAGGCAGUAAAAUCCCAUCAAAAUGAGUCAACAGGGUUAUGUUGCUGCACCGCCCUACUCCCAGGCACAGCCAGGGAUGGGGGGCUACCAAGGUGGAUUUGGAGCUGGUCCUGCACAGCCCCUCUAUGGGCACUAUGGGGGACAGCCUCAGGCGUUCACCGCUCCACCAACAGGUAUGAUGAAAUCGCCAGUUUCCUCUGCUGCCGGUAUGCCUCCACCUCCAGUGUCCAAUCAGUACAAUCCAAAUGUCCAGCAGAAUGGUGCUCAUCCACAAAGAUACCCUGCUCCACCAGCUGUUUCUGCUUAUGGACAACCUCAGUCCCCUUACAACAGCAUGGCUUCUACGGCCCCGCCUCCAGCACAGCAGCUCACCAAUCAGAUGAGUUCCAUGAACUUGGGCAACUAUGCACCAGGUCCCAUGCAGAGCGCACCACAUCCAACAAGCUCUGUAGCCCAGCAGCCUUUCCAAACUUUUCCUCCUCCAGCAAUGGGCCAGCCACAGAUGCCUCCAGGCCCGCAGUCACCCCACAUGUCACCCCACAUGUCCCCCCAGAUGUCUCCACCACAGUCACCCCUAGCAAGCAUGCCAAUGGCAGGCCCACCGAUGGCCGGCCCUCCAAUGGCAGGCAUGGGUAGACCCUUCCCCGGGCCGCCUCCUUCAGGCCCCGGAGGUUUCCAGCAGCCUGGUCUUGGAGCUGCUGGUCCAGCAGGAUACCCACAGCAAGGAGGUCAGUUUGGGGGACACAUGGCUGGGCCCCAGCCAGGCAUGCCAGGGGCCUUCCCUGGCGCUCCAGGCGGACUGGCUGGACCACCUCAGAAGAAACUGGACCCUGACUCUAUCCCCAGCAUAACUCAAGUCAUCGAGGAUGACCAAGCAAAACGAGGGGGACAGAUCUACAGCACAAACAUCAGAGGACAGGUUCCACCUCUGGUCACCACUGACUUCACAGUACAGGACCAAGGCAAUGCCAGUCCCAGGUUCAUGCGCUGCACCACCUACUCCCUACCCUGCACCGCUGAUCUGGCCAAACAGUGCCAAGUGCCCCUGGCCUCCAUCAUAAAGCCCUUUGCCAAUUUGCCAAAGAAUGAGACUCCUCUGUAUGUUGUGAACCACGGUGAGACAGGCCCAAUCCGCUGCAAUCGAUGCAAGGCCUACAUGUGUCCCUACAUGCAGUUUAUUGAUGGGGGGCGUCGCUACCAGUGUGGUUUCUGCAACUGUGUCAAUGAAGUGCCAGUCUUCUAUUUCCAACAUCUUGACCACAUGGGCCGGAGGGUGGACUUCUAUGAGAGGCCCGAGCUGUCCCUGGGAUCAUACGAGUUUGUAGCCACCAUGGAUUACUGCAGGAACAACAAGCCUCCGAAUCCUCCUGCCUACAUCUUUAUGAUUGAUGUGUCCUAUAACAACAUUAAAAGUGGACUGGUCAAACUGAUAUGUGAUGAGCUGAAGACUCUACUGGAGAAUCUGCCCAGCGAGGAAGGUACGGAGAGCUCUGCCAUUAAGGUUGGCUUUGUCACCUACAACAAGGUCCUCCACUUCUACAACGUGAAGAGCGCUUUGGCCCAGCCCCAGAUGAUGGUGGUUUCAGACACAGCGGAGAUGUUUGUCCCGCUGCUUGAUGGCUUCCUCGUCAACUAUCAGGACUCCAGGACUGUCAUCUACAACCUCCUGGACCAGAUCCCUGAUAUGUUUGCAGACACCAACGAGAGUGAAACGGUCUUUGUUCCUGUCAUCCAGGCCGGCAUGGAGGCAUUCAAGGCAGCAGAAUGCAGCGGAAAGCUCUUCAUCUUCCAGUCCUCCAUGCCCACGGCUGAGGCUCCUGGCAAACUGAAGAACAGGGAUGACAAAAAGCUGGUCAACACUGAGAAAGAGAAAACCCUGUUCCAGCCUCAGAAAGGAGUGUAUGAGCAGCUGUCUAAGGAGUGUGUGGCUCAGGGCUGCUGCGUGGAUCUCUUCCUCUUUCCAAGCCAGUAUAUGGACAUUGCAACCAUGGCUGAUGUGCCCUCGCACACCGGUGGCUCCGUCUACAAGUACUGCAACUUCCAGGUGGAGACUGACGGGGAGCAUUUUCUGAGAGACCUCAGAAAAGAUGUGCAGAAAAGCAUCGGAUUUGAUGCCAUCAUGCGUGUUCGUACCAGUACAGGUUUCAGAGCCACAGAGUUCUUUGGUGCCGUCCAUAUGAACAACACCACAGAUAUAGAGAUGGCAGCUGUGGAUUGUGAUAAGGCUGUGACCGUAGAGUUCAAGCAUGACGACGCGCUCAGUGAGGAGACUGGGGCACUCAUGCAGUGUGCCUUGCUGUACACCACCGUCGGUGGACAGCGGCGUCUCCGCAUCCACAACCUCAGUCUGAACUGCAGCUUGCAGUUGUCUGAGUUGUUCAAGAGCUGUGAGACCGACUCACUCAUCAACUUCUUUGCCAAAUCAGCUUGCCGUGCCAUACUGAGCCAGCCUCUGAAGAAUGUGAAGGAAAUCCUUGUCAACCAGACGGCCCACAUGCUGGCCUGCUACAGGAAGAACUGUGCCAGCCCCUCUGCUGCCAGCCAGCUGAUCCUGCCUGAUGCCAUGAAGGUGUUUCCGGUUUACAUGAACAGCCUUAUGAAAACUGCCCCUUUGGUCGGCAGCACAGAGCUCUCCACAGACGACAGAGCCCAUCAAAGGCUGUUGAUCAUGGGCAUGGGUGUGGAGGACACACAGCUGCUGCUCUACCCCCGCCUCACCCCACUGCACAACAUGGACGUAAGCAGUGAGGCUCAUCCUGCUCCAGUGCGCUGCUCGGAGGAGCGUCUGACCGACUCUGGCAUGUUCCUGCUGGAGAACGGCCACUCCAUGUUUCUGUGGCUGGGCCAAGGGAUCCCUCCAGACCUCAUCCAGAGCAUCUUCAACCUGCCCUCCCUCGCCCACCUGCAAGGACAAAUGUGUGUGCUGCCAGAACUGGACAACCCGUUGUCAAACAAGGUCCGAUCCAUCAUCAACGGUCUGAUUGAAAACAGGCCGAAUUCUAUGAAGCUCAAUAUCGUGAGGCAGAAGGACAAACCAGAGAUGUUGUUCCGUCAGUUCCUGGUGGAGGAUAAAGGCCUGCACGGGGGAGCUUCCUACAUGGACUUCCUUUGCUACGUUCACCGAGAAAUCAGGCAGCUGCUCACCUAACACUCCACCCCCAUCCCAACACUCGGCCUCAGUGUCUACUAUCGACUGGCCUGGGAGGAACACGCCAUGGACAAUACACAAACUCCACAGGGUCAGUCUCAGUUGGCUCAAUCUUAAGGAUGGUCCACAGAAAGAAACUUUUUAAGUGUUUUACAAAGACAGAGGAAGAAGCCAGGAACGAGGGAGAGCCUUUUUGAGAUUUAACCUUGAGAGUUCACAGCUGCCUUUCCAACAUGCUUUUGUCACCCUUAAGUGUACACACAGUAUGAUCUUCAAAUAACCACUUGUCACUUGAAGGACUUCUAAGUAAAACAUGGACAACACAUCCAACAUUUUCCCGCACAGAUACUUUGUGUGAUGAACUGUGGAGACUGGAAUGACAUCAGUGUCUGAGGCUGAAAUGCGUUUUGGCAUAAAGCCCAUGGGCAUAAGCAAUACACUAUAUAUCUCCACAGGGAAGUCAAUUGAGUUUGACAUUUCACUUUGUAGAUUUACAGGCUCAGACAAGAGGUUAUUUGUGGGCAAUACUGCAUGUUCACUUUGGAACUCAAUGAAGCUUGCAAGUCUUUGUUAUAUAUGAGUCACAAUAAUUCACAUUUUAAAAUCUUUUUAAACAAGAAAUGCUCAUAGAAUUUUUACAAAACUUAAUUGCUAAUAGAGGCUUCUACAUUUUAUCACACUUUUGCUGUCCUAGUGGAAAUUGACUCAAAUAAGCAUACACACAAGUAGUGCAUGGACAGUAUCAGGUUAUUCAUAAUUGAGAAGAAACAUUGCAGCAGCUGCCAAGGACUGGAAAUGAGACUUGUCAUCACACCAAGAGUGAUAAAAAGCAUUUGAUUUGCGCAUACCCUCAACAAAAAUUCUUCGACCAUUUAUAGCAGAGACUUGAUCUCCACAGUGUGCAGUGACGCAGAAAACGUUUUGUUUUGGUGUUCUGAGAUUACUAUGAAAUGAUCGCAGCUGUUGCUUUACAUAGAGGACAAACUCACACGCCCCGGUUGAAAAAUUACACCUUUUUUUCUGCACUGCACCAGUCAGAAUUGGAAUUUAAAAUGGGAUGCAUAAGGGAAUGGACGGCUAAUGAUGCUGAUAGUUAGAGGCAUCAUCAUCAAAGAAGUUUAGGGACCAAAUAUAAGACUUUUACUUAAAACUGUCACCGACAAUCCAACAAAAGAAGAAGAUAAUAUUGUGAGUGAUUCAUUUUGUAAUGAAAAAAGGCCCCAGCUGACAAAUCUGACAGGACAAUAUAACCACCAGUUACUAUUGGACCAUCAGAUUUGUGUCUGCUCACUCUUCAACCCAAAUUCAGUCAAAUCUUUUUACACUUAUAACUAUAAUCGUCAUCAUUGUCCGUAAUGGUAUGUAACAUUUCAGUCUUGUGUACAGCAAUAGCAUCGUAAUGCAUUGGAUUGCUUGUUUUUAUUGAAAUAAUUGCUCUGUGUAAUUUAUGUAUGCAUUUGAUAUACGUUGUACAAUUUUGUGUAUUGUGGCCAGCAAACAGUCUUUUUGUACACGAAACACACAAAGUGUUUUUUCAAAAUAUUACCAUCUGCCUUAAGUUGAUAUGAUAGUUGCUAAAAGAUACAUGAAAGUAUAUGUCUGAGAUGUCUAUGGCUGAUUUCAAU